This is a messenger RNA of Cricetulus griseus (Chinese hamster), 1276 nucleotides long. Lineage: Eukaryota; Metazoa; Chordata; Mammalia; Rodentia; Cricetidae. The record is from RefSeq and is a predicted model, not a curated record.
UUUAGGCUUGGUUCCUUCAACCUAGACAAAGUUCCAAACUCAACCGAAGUCAUUAGAGAACUCAUUUGUUACUGCCUGGACACCAUUGCAGAAAAACAAGCCAAAAAUGAGCACCUGCAGAAAGAAAACGAUAGGCUCCUGAGAGAUUGGAACGAUGUUCAAGGCCGAUUUGAGAAAUGUGUGAUUGCCAAAGAAGCCUUGGAGGCUGAUCUGUAUCAAAGAUUUAUCUUGGUGCUGAAUGAGAAGAAAACAAAGAUCCGAAGCUUGCAUAAGUUGUUAGAUGAAAUCCAGCAGCUGGAGAAGAACUUGAAACCUGAAAGGGAAACUAAAUGUUCUGAAAAAACAACUGACCAAGAUGCAAUUUAUGAUGGAAGUACUGAUGAAGAAGCUGGAGCUUCUGUGUUGGCUGAAGCCGCUGUUUGUAAAGAAGAUUCCUUAUUUUCAAGUCCUGAUGUCACUGACAUUGCACCCAGUAGGAAGAGAAGACAUCAUAUGCAGAAGAAUCUUGGGACAGAACCCAAAAUGGCUCCGCAGGAGCAGCAGCUGCAGGGGAAGGAAAGUGCAGGCAUUACAUUGCUUCAUUGCCCUUUGAAGUUUAGAAGAGUGAACUCAGAAAAGAGAAUGACUUUAGAGGAACAGGAAGAUGCAAAUAUGAUAGAGAAUUUGGUUGACAUUGUAUGACUUUCAACAUGGAACUUUUCUGAAAACUGCUUGCCUCCUCACUGCCUCACACCUUGAAAGAGGAGCACGAACACACAUCCGCUGGAAACAUGUCUUUAGAAACCCUGAGAAACAGCAGCCCAGAAGAUAUCUUUGAUUAGAUACAAAAUCUAGAACCAGACUUGGUGUUCAUUAAGCUACAUUCUUUAUCCAGUUCUUUCUAAUGAAGACAGGCUUUCAGCUUAGUAGCAAUGGUUACUAUGUACACACAGAGUGAAUUACAGAAGUAGGAUGAUCUGAUUGGAUGACAAAGGGGCACUUUUCUCAACCAUUCAUGUUGCCUACUAAAUCUGAGUUUGGUUCCAAAAUGUACAUUUAUCAUAUUCCUUUUCAUGUUAUUUUAACUUUCUAAUGACUCUUGGAAAAUGUUGGGAAUAGGGCAAAAGAAAACCAUCCUUUUAAAAUGUCCCUGAUUCUUUUUGAAUUGCACUUUAAGCAACAUGUUUGGAAAGUUUAAUUUAUGAAGUGACACAUAUAAAAUAUAUCUUUAUGUUGUGAAUAAACAAUCUGAAAAUCUGACAGUUAAUAAAAGUUUGUGUUCUUAAAGAAACAUUAA